AUGGGCGGCCACGGCGCUCUAACAAUCUAUCUGCGCGAGUCAUCCUUCCGUUCCGCCUCUGCCUUUGCGCCCAUCUGUCACCCCACUCUUGCGCCCUGGGGCAAGAAGGCCUUCGAAGGCUAUUUCGCCGAUGCGAAGAAGGGCGAGGAACACGACGCCACGCUGCUGCUCUCCAAGCUCAAGCUGGACAAGAAGGAGAGAGAGGUCAACAUCCUCAUCGACUGCGGCACGGCCGAUCAGUUCUAUGAGCAGAAACAACUGCUGCCAGAGGCGUUUGAAAGGACCGCCAGAGAGGCGGGAUACGAGGAGAAGCAGGUGCAGGUGCGUCUGCAGGAGGGAUAUGAUCAUUCAUACUACUUCAUCUCGACGUUUGCGCCGGAACAUGUGCACUGGCACGCCAAGUUCCUCAAGGCCUGA
This is a messenger RNA of Tilletiopsis washingtonensis, 417 nucleotides long. RefSeq names its product alpha/beta-hydrolase. The record is from RefSeq and is a predicted model, not a curated record. Bases 1 to 417 code for a protein of 138 amino acids. The transcript has 2 exons. Lineage: Eukaryota; Fungi; Basidiomycota; Exobasidiomycetes; Entylomatales. Gene Ontology annotation, biological process: formaldehyde catabolic process. Gene Ontology annotation, molecular function: S-formylglutathione hydrolase activity. Gene Ontology annotation, cellular component: cytosol.